CGAUCACUACCUAGAUCCGGUGCUGGUGGUGCUCAGACAUACCUACCAGAGGCGCAGUUUUGAUCUUCACAUGCACAGUAACUACCUAUCCAAGUAUCGUAUCUAGGUAGUUGGGCACCAGGUAGAUCGACAGCCAUGGCUAUCUUUCCCUUCCUCGCUGCUGCUCUCGGGCUACUACUAUCAACAACAGUCGCCGCGCAAGGCUGCCCUCCUCCUCUCGAGCCAUCGGCCCAGCUGAAAAUCAGAGACGGCUAUGCCGCACAAGUCAUAUUAAACGAGCUCAAGUCCCCGCGUGACAUUGUCUUCGAUACGGCGGGGAAUCUGCUUGUGGCCGAGCAAGCCGGGGGUGGGAUCAGGAGGGUCGUUUUGAGUGAGGAUGAGAGUGGUGAUAGUGUCUGCGUGGUUUCGAGCGCGCAGCUGAUUGACGAUGCUGAUUUAAACCACGGCCUCGCCCUGACCGCCGACGGCAAAACGCUCUUCGUAUCGAGCCUCCCCACCGUAGACGCCUACCCCUACGACGCCGCCGCGGGGACCGUCGGGACAAAAAGGACAGUCAUAACCAACAUGCGCAACGAAGGGCACAACACCCGCACGCUGCUCGCGCCCGUCACGGCCCCGGACGUGCUGCUCGUGUCGCGCGGCUCCGCUGGUAACAUCGAUAACGGGACUACGGAGCAGGCGUCUGGGAGGAGCAUGAUCAAGAUGUUUAGUGUUGCGGAGCUUUUGGGGGCGGGCGAGGCGGUGGAGUAUGCGGAGGCGGGAGAGGUGCUGGGGUGGGGGUUGCGGAACUCGGUGGGGGUUGGGGAGGAUGUGGCUACGGGGGGUAUUUGGUCCGUCGAAAACUCCGCCGACAACAUCGCGCGCGCCAACGUAGACCUCCACAACGACAACCCCGCCGACGAGCUGAACUACCACGGCGUCCUCGCCAGCACCUCAAACCCUCUCAAGGGCGCCAACUACGGCUACCCCGCGUGCUUCGCCGCGUGGCAAACCACCGACAUCCCGUCCAACGAAGCCGGGCUCAUCACAGUCGGUUCGCAGUUCGGCGGCGUGGAGGGAACCCCCUACGAGAACGUCACGGGGAGCACGGCGCCAGAGGAGGUGGAUGCGUUCUGUCGCGCGCAGAGGCAGGCGCCGAGGCUGGUGUUCCCGCCGCACAAUGCGCCGCUGGGCGUGAGGUUCGCGGGGGAUGGGAGCGCGGCGGUUGUGGCGUUGCAUGGGAGUUGGAACCGAGAACCGCCCGACGGAUACCGCCUCGGCAAGAUCCCGUUCGCGGACGGCCAGCCCGUGGCUAGUGUCUCUGACACCGCGGCCGUAGAGUACAUCUUGCAGAAUGAGAAUAUUACUAAGUGUCCUGCAGACUGCUUCCGGCCUGUAGGGCUCGCGUUUGAUAAGAAGGGGCGGUUGUUCAUGACGAGUGAUCAGACGGGCGAGUUGUAUGUUAUCACGGGGGUUUGA
This is a messenger RNA of Hypoxylon fragiforme, 1458 nucleotides long. RefSeq names its product soluble quino protein glucose dehydrogenase. The transcript has 4 exons. NCBI's taxonomy places the organism in Eukaryota, Fungi, Ascomycota, Sordariomycetes, Xylariales, Hypoxylaceae. The record is from RefSeq and is a predicted model, not a curated record. Bases 136 to 1458 code for a protein of 440 amino acids.